Messenger RNA from Fragaria vesca subsp. vesca, 3006 nucleotides. RefSeq names its product LRR receptor-like serine/threonine-protein kinase EFR-like. Gene Ontology annotation, biological process: protein phosphorylation. Bases 1 to 3006 code for a protein of 1001 amino acids. Lineage: Eukaryota; Viridiplantae; Streptophyta; Magnoliopsida; Rosales; Rosaceae. The transcript is spliced from 3 exons. Gene Ontology annotation, molecular function: protein binding; ATP binding; protein kinase activity. The record is from RefSeq and is a predicted model, not a curated record.
AUGGAGAACUUUAGAUACCUGCAUGUCCUCGCCCUUCUCCUUUUCACCAAUCUUCUCCGACCUACCACUGUCGUAAGUUCAUUUGGAAAUGAAACCGAUCACUUGGCUUUGCUCAAAUUCAAAGAAUCCAUAGUCGCCGAUCCACAGGGGUUCUUGAACUCAUGGAAUGACUCCGUUCACUUUUGCAAAUGGCAAGGAGUUACUUGUGGCAUAAGGCAUCAGAGAGUAACAGCCUUGAACCUUCCACACUCUAAUUUGCAUGGCACCAUAUCACCAUACAUUGGCAACCUCUCCUUUCUCAGGACCUUUUACAUUCCGAACAACAGCCUCUCUGGCAAGAUUCCGCAACAAGUUGAUCGCUUGUUCCGACUGCGACAUCUCAAUCUAAGUCUCAACAUUUUGGAGGGGGGAAUUCCAGACAACCUGAGCUUUUGCCGGGAAUUAAUCAUCAUAAGCUUUGGAUCAAACCGCCUUACCGGCAAAAUUCCUUCAGAGAUAGGCUCGUUGAUGAAGCUUGUGCAUCUCAAUCUAGAGAAAAACAAUCUGACAGGAGGCAUCCCACCUUCCUUGGGGAAUCUUUCAUCACUCGCUGUACUUACCUUGCCAUGGAACAAUUUGGUGGGCACAGUUCCAGAGGUGCUAGGUCGAUUGAGAAGCUUAUCAAGUUUUGCAAUUGGUGUCAAUGAUCUCUCUGGUAUGUUCCCUCCCUCCCUUUUCAACAUAUCAUCUAUGAAGGACCUUUCAAUUACUGGCAAUAAACUUAAGGGUAGUAUUCCGCCUGGUAUAGGCCAAAACAUGCCUAAUCUCCAAAAAAUGUUGCUCGGCAUGAAUGAAUUCUCAACGCAAAUCCCAGCUUCAUUUUCCAAUGCUUCUCAGCUUCAAGAGCUUGAUGUUUGGGGAAAUCAUUUUGUAGGGCAAGUUCCCUUAAGUUUUGGGAAUCUUCCUAAUCUCCGGUGGCUUAACUUCGGGUAUAAUAAUCUAGGAAGCAAUUCAUCAAAUGAUUUGAUAUUUAUGACACCUUUGACAAAUUGCAGCAAUCUGGAAAUGCUUUGUCUGAGUGAUAACAACUUUGGAGGUGUUUUACCCAACUCUGUAUCCAAUUUCUCAACCCAACUGACUGAACUCUAUCUUGGGGGCAGUCAAAUAGCGGGAACGAUUCCUGAGACAUUAGGAAAUCUCAAAUCUUUAAUAGUUUUGGGAUUGGAUGAUAACUUGCUCACUGGAACCAUUCCAACUUCUUUUGGGAAGUUACAAAACCUGCAAUUAUUAUAUAUAAAUUCCAAUAGACUAUCAGGACGGAUCCCAUCUUCUCUAGGAAAUCUCACCCGAUUGUCUCAACUUUAUUUACCAGAAAAUGAAUUAGAAGGAAGAAUUCCUCCAAAUAUUGGUAAUUGCAAACAGCUGCAUGAGAUGGAUAUAUCAAACAAUAAGCUUAGUGGAGAAAUACCACCACAGAUUAUGGGUCUCUCCUCCUUGUCUAUGUUGCUCAACUUAUCGCAAAACUUGCUAACUGGGAAUCUGUCUGUGGAAGUGGGUAAGCUGAAUAAUAUCAGGACACUAGACAUCUCUGGAAACAAUCUAACGGGAGAAAUUGCAGAAACCAUUGGGAAAUGUGAGAGCCUUGAAUUUCUUUACCUACAAGGGAACCACUUUCAAGGUACAAUACCAUCUUCUUUGGCUUCUCUGAGAGGUCUUCAGUAUCUAGAUCUUUCACAAAACAACUUGUCAGGACAUAUUCCAAAAGACCUACAGGGACUUCCAUUCUUGAUCUAUUUGAACCUUUCGUCCAAUUACCUAGAGGGUGAGGUACCGAAAGAAGGAGUUUUUCGAAACACAAGUGCAAUAUCAUUAGAUGGAAAUGCCAUACUCUGCGGUGGUGUUUCGGAAUUGCAGCUAACAGCAUGUCGCGUUGAAGAAACAAAGCAUAGAAAGUUGCAUGGUUUCAAACUGAAGUUCACAAUUUCUUUAGUCGUUGGAUGCUCUCUUCUGUUUGCAGUGCUCAUAGCUCUUUAUUGGACGAGAAAAAAUCAAAAGAAGAAACCGUUAUAUGCUGCAGUGUCAUCAGUCACACUCCUUCCAAACGUUACGUACCAGACACUACAUCAAGCUACUGCCGGAUUCUCUCCAAGCAAUCAAAUUGGAUCAGGCGGUUUUGGCUCUGUCUACAAAGGGAUUCUUGAUCAAGACAGCAUUGUUGCCAUAAAGGUUCUCAACCUUCAACAGAAAGGAGCUUCGAAAAGUUUCAUGGCUGAAUGCAAUGCACUGAGAAAUAUCCGACAUAGGAAUCUUGUGAAGAUCAUAUCAUGUUGCUCCAGCACAGAUUAUAAUGGUAAUGACUUUAAAGCUCUCAUUUUUGAGUAUAUGUCAAAUGGAAGUUUAGAGGAGUGGCUGCACAGAAAAAACCAAUAUGCAGGAAGUUUGAACCUUCUUCAAAGACUGAAUAUAGCUGUCGAUGUGGCUUCUGCUCUGUGUUAUCUUCAUGACCACUGUGAACCACAAAUUAUUCACCGUGACAUUAAACCAGGCAACGUUCUUCUGGACGAUGACAUGGUUGCUCAUGUAGGAAGAAGACCAACUGAUGAAAUGUUUGUAGACAGCUACAAUAUCCAUACUUUUGUGGAGACGGGCAUACAAGGAGUGCUUAUGCAAAUUGUGGAUCCUACUCUUAUUGCCAUACUAGAAGAAGAAAUUGAGACUUCAACAACCAACGAUGAAGUGACCAACCUCUGUGGUUACGACAGUGAAAUCGAAGCUGAUGAAGAAAACAUAGACGGUGAGAACUUAAACAAGAUGAAGAGUUACGUGUGGAAGUACAUACUACCAACCCUUAAGAUUGGACUUGCAUGCUCCGAAGAAUCACCAAGGAAUAGAAUUUCUAUGAAGGAGGUCCUCAAGGAGCUUCAGCAUGUCAAGAAUACUUACACGUACUCGGUGCCGACAUGCGUCCAGAGAGGCCAAGAAGAAGCUAAAAGAGAUAACUUCCACCAGCAAGCUGUCCCAAUAUGA